AUGGCUCUUUCCAAGGCACUCAGUCUCUCUAUCUUGUUGGCUUACGCCGAGGCCCGUUUUGGCCAGGAGCAGAUCCCUGUUGCUGCAGUCCAGGCACUCGGCGAUGCUGGCUUCGGUGAUCCUGGUGUUGCUGCCACCAUUGCUGGUAGCAUUCCAGGAUCUCUCCUUGCCGCUGCUAGCCCUUGCCAGAAGCUUACCAUUGCCGACCAAAUCAUCAGCGAGCUGGGAACUGACCAGCAGGUCAUUGAUGCAGCGAUUGGCCUAGUUUCUGCCGAGACCAACUUCAACCCUUUCGCCGUCGACGUGCCUUUUGUGUGCGCCGACCCCAGCCUUCCUGCCACUGCUGAGCUCCGAGGAAUCGUCCCCCUUGUUGACCCGGCUGUUGGUGGCUCAGAUGUUGAGAAUGCCAACUCUGCAACCUCGAUCCAGACGCCUUUUGACGCCACGGGUCUGUCCCAGGCUGAAGUCAUGAUUGCUCAGGGCUUUGGCAACUUUACUGCUGUUGGUGCCGACGGAGCACAAGUCGCGCUUGACGGACAGGACGGUGCUGGAGCUGGUGCCGGAGCUGGUGCCGGAGCUGGUGGUGCUGAUGACGGUGCUGCCGACGAUGGCGCUGCCAAUGAUGGUGCUGCUGGUGGCGACGAUGCUGCCGCUGGAGAUGAUGCCGCUGCCGGUGACGACGCUGCUGCCGGUGAUGAUGCCGCUGCAGGCGACGGUGCUGCUGAAGGUGGUGCCGGUGCUGAUGCUGGUGCUGAUGCUGGAGGUGCUGCUGGAGAUAAUGACGACUGCGACGACACUCCGGCUGGUGUUCUCCCCCCUAAUAACAAUAGCACUGCCGGAGUCGGAGCUGGAGCUGGAGCCGGAGCCGGAAAUGCCGCCCCCAGCAACGGCACCCUUCCAGACGGAGCUGGAAACAACGGUCAAGACGAUGCCGAUGAUCAGGAUGAUGCUGAUCAGGAUGACGGCGCCGACGAUGCCAACGAUGCCGAAGAUGAUAAUACCGAGGACGACAACAAUGGCAAUGAUGGUCACCGAGGAUCUGGUCGUGGAAGAAGGCUACGACUGACACUUGGUCGUCUUCGGGGAGCCAACCGAGGAGCCAACCGGGCCCAGCGAGGAGGAAAUGACAACCAACAAAACGACGACCAGGAUAACGGCAACGAUGACGCUGCCGCCGGCGAUGAUGCUGCCGCCGGCGAUGAUGCUGCCGCUGGAGAUGACGCUGCCGCCGGUGACGAUGCUGCUGCUGGAGACGACGCUGCCGCUGGUGAUGAUGCCGCUGCUGGAGACGAUGCUGCCGCCGGUGACGACGCUGCUGCUGGAGACGACGCUGCCGCUGGUGAUGAUGCUGCCGGUGAUGCUGCCAACGGAGGAAACAACCAAAAUGGAGGCGCCAACAAUGGAAACGCCAACAACGGAACUGAGGCGGACGGAGCUGCGUGCAACAACCAGGGCAACAACCAGGGCAACAACCAGGGCAACAACCAAGGCAACAACCAAGGCAACAACCAAGGCAACAACCAAGGCAACAACCAAGGCAACAACCAAGGCAACAACCAAGGCAACAACCAAGGCAACAACCAAGGCAACAACAACAACCAGGGCAACAACGGCCAGGGCAACGGAGCUGAUAAUGCUGCUGGUGACGACGCCGCUGGUGAUGACAAUGCCAACAACGGAGGCAACAACCAGGGCAAUGACCAGGGCAACGCUGGAGAUGAUGCUGCCAAUGGUGAUGAUCAGGGCAACCAAGAUGGCGCUGCCGGCGACAACCAGAACGGCCAGGAUGGCCAGAACGGAAACCAGGGCAAUGGUCAAGGAAAUGCCGGCAAUGCUGGUGAUGACCAGAACCAGGACGACAACGCUGGAGGCGCCGAUCAGGGCCAGGACGGCGCUGCCGAUGGUGCUGAUGGUGCUGCCGAUGGUGCUGAUGGCGCUGCUGAUGGUGCUGAUGGUGCUGAUGGUGCUGCUGAUGGUGCCGCUGGAGGAGCCAACGGUGAUCUCGACUUUGGUGUCUGCCAGCCCACAAUGGCACGAGUUGGCGGUCUCAACGGCCGACCAGCCGACGAGUUCACCUUCAUCCCCCAGGAUCCUUUGGUGGCCGAGGGCCAGCAGGAGGCGCUGAACCCCAACAUCAUCACCAACCGCAUCUGCGAUCAGCUCACCAACGUCUGCAACGCCAACGACGCUGCAAAGGCGGCUUGCGAGUCGGCCAAGGCCGAGAUUGAGGCUCUGGGCACUCGUGAUCAGAGCACAGCCGACACAUGGAACGCCCUUCUGGGCUUUGCCGGUGUUGACUCUACCCAGCAGCAGGUUUAA
This is a messenger RNA of Fusarium vanettenii 77-13-4, 2319 nucleotides long. RefSeq lists its product as uncharacterized. Bases 1 to 2319 code for a protein of 772 amino acids. NCBI's taxonomy places the organism in Eukaryota, Fungi, Ascomycota, Sordariomycetes, Hypocreales, Nectriaceae. The transcript has 2 exons. The record is from RefSeq and is a predicted model, not a curated record.